Notothenia coriiceps (black rockcod) is the source of this 1209-nucleotide messenger RNA. RefSeq names its product Niemann-Pick C1 protein-like. The transcript has 9 exons. Gene Ontology annotation, molecular function: cholesterol binding. The coding region runs from base 1 to 1209 and encodes 402 amino acids. Gene Ontology annotation, cellular component: plasma membrane. Gene Ontology annotation, biological process: intestinal cholesterol absorption; sterol transport; cholesterol homeostasis. The record is from RefSeq and is a predicted model, not a curated record. Lineage: Eukaryota; Metazoa; Chordata; Actinopteri; Perciformes; Nototheniidae.
AUGCUGCACCGUGGAGCCAACCAAGCGAAUCGACCCGACAUCUUUUGCUGCGUGAAGCUGCCGGAGGGACAGCAAGCAAAGACGGACAGCUACCUCUUCAGAUUCUUCAAGAAAAUCUUUGCUCCAUUCAUCCUCAAAGAGUGGCUGCGCCCGAUCAUAGUGGCAGUGUUUGUGGGAAUGCUCUCCUUCAGUAUUGCUGUGGUGAAUAAAGUAGAGCUCGGACUGGACCAGAAGCUCUCCAUGCCUGACGACUCUUAUGUGAUGGACUACUUCAAGAACCUCAGCAUGUAUCUGCACACGGGAGCUCCGGUGUACUUCGUGGUAGAGGACGGCCUGAACUACAGCAGUCAAGAGGGGCAGAACGCCGUGUGUGGGGGGGUCGGCUGCAGAAACGACUCUCUCGUCCAGCAGGUCUACUCCGCCUCGCUCAUCAGCAACUACACAACCAUUGCCUUCACUCCGUCCUCUUGGAUCGAUGAUUACUUCGACUGGGUGAAGCCGCAGUCCACCUGCUGUCGAUUCUACAACUCCAGCGGGGAUUUCUGCAAUGCCUCUGUGGUUAACCCCUCGUGUGUUCACUGCCGGCCCAUGACUCCCGACGGAAAGCAGAGGCCAGAAGGAAAGGACUUCAUGCAGUUUCUGCCCAUGUUUCUGUCAGACAAUCCAAACAUCAAGUGUGGAAAAGGAGGCCAUGCAGCCUACGCCUCAGCAGUGGACCUGUACCCCGACCACACCGGGGUGGGGGCCAAUUACUUCAUGACGUACCACACCAUCCUGAAGGAGUCCCCAGACUACAUAGAAGCUUUAAAAAUGGCCCGAAUACUGGCUGCUAACAUCAGUCAAGCCAUGGACCACAAAGUGUUUGCCUACAGCGUCUUCUACGUGUUUUACGAGCAGUACCUCACCAUUGCGUAUGACACCGCUCUGAACCUGAGCGUGUCGCUGGCGUCCAUCUUUGUGGUGAGCACGGUGUUGCUGGGCUUCGAGCUGUGGUCCGCGGUGAUCGUCUGCAUCACCAUCGCCAUGAUCCUGGUCAACAUGUUCGGGGUCAUGUGGCUGUGGGGCAUCAGCCUCAACGCAAUAUCCCUGGUGAACCUGGUCAUGGAAGAAGUGGCGGGGACACCAAGCCCCCAGGAAGUGCGCCGGACUCUGAGGAAAAGAUUCCUAGUGGCCAAACAGCGGUACUACAAUUUCCGCAUCAGUCCGUGA